AUGACCACUAUAGCCACCAGUAAACAUUCCAAUCUUGCAUUAACUUUGGCACGCACAGCAUACAAAAUGGAAGUGGAUAAUUCAAUGGACAUUGAUGAUAAAUCCACAUCUUCUAAAUGUGCUGGAAAAUACAAAGAUGAUGAAGAAAAACCCCGUUUUGAAGUUAAAAAGUGGAAUGCAGUAGCUUUAUGGGCUUGGGGUGAUUAG
Molecule: messenger RNA, 207 nt
Organism: Entrophospora sp. SA101
Lineage: Eukaryota; Fungi; Glomeromycota; Glomeromycetes; Entrophosporales; Entrophosporaceae
Source: the annotation of a GenBank genome assembly